This is a messenger RNA of Vollenhovia emeryi, 2787 nucleotides long. RefSeq lists its product as uncharacterized. Bases 1 to 2787 code for a protein of 928 amino acids. The record is from RefSeq and is a predicted model, not a curated record. Lineage: Eukaryota; Metazoa; Arthropoda; Insecta; Hymenoptera; Formicidae. The transcript has a single exon.
AUGAAUGCCGACGACCUAAACAGGAUAUUAACAGAGCAAGUCAAAGCCCUACAGAACUUAAAUCAACAAAUGGUUCAAGUCCAGUCGAAACUAAACAUUAGGAACGGAGAAGGUUUAGUAACGCAAUUACCUAACCUCCAAGCGAACGUACCGUGGCCUCAACCACUUGAUGUAGACAAAGGUGACGUCAGAGAAAAUUUUGAGUUUUUCAAGGACAAUUGGAAUAACUAUGCAAUUGCUACUGGAAUGUCGGCAUGGCCAGAUACACAAGAGAAACAAAAAAUCAGCAUCCUACUAGCUGCGAUUGGAGUACAGGCGAUGAAGAAAUAUCUCAAUUUCCAGCUAACAGAAGAGGAAAAAGAUACCACAGAAAAUGUCCUGAGAAUCAUCGAAACAAGACUCACAACAGCUAGCAAAAAUGUUAUCUAUGACAGGUAUCUUUUCAACACCGCAGUCCAACAACAGGACGAAACCUUCGACAACUACUUAAUCAGACUAAAAAAACUGAUUAAGAACUCUACGGAAACUUGUAGAGUACACGAGAUUACAGAAAAGCAAGUUAAUUCUAUGCAAGCGGACGAGAAGGUAAUAUCGACGGUGAACAAAAUAAAUAAGGACAGAAGCACUACGAACAAGUCCAAAUUAUGUCGAUACUGCGGUAGCGCACAUGUAUUCGUGAAAGGCGCGUGUCCAGCAUUUGGUAAGACAUGCAAGUUCUGCAAAAAGAAAAACCAUACGGAGAAAGUCUGUCACAUGAAAAAACGGAAUAAUCCCAAAGGUAACCAGAUCAACAAACUUGACUUGAGAGAGGAAAGUCAUGUUUCGGAGGACUCGAGUAGCAGCGACUCGGAAGCUGGGCCGAUCCAGAUAAAAAAAGUAUGCAUCACUGACUCAGAUGGCUCGUUGGUUGCAAAUCUGUGGUUCCGCAUCAACAAGAAGUGGAAAAAGAUAGCUUGCGAGUUGGAUACACGAGCGAGGUCAUGCGUUAUGGGCUACAAAUAUUACUGUAGCAUCGUACCCGAGCCUCACAGAGAAAUGCAGCAACCCUCAUGUCUUCUAAUGGAUUUUGGAAAACACAACAUCAAGGUGCUAGGAGAAGUCAGUCUUAAGUGUGUACAUAAAGGAAAAAAAUAUCGAAUAAAAUUCCGAGUUGUGGAUGAAGACUGUGGCCCACUCCUCUCAGUUCACACUUGCAUGGAUUUAAAGCUCAUAAAAGUUUGCAAUUCAGUCCAAAUGCAGAGUUUAAAGAUAAAUAACUGUGCAGAAACAGAAGAAAUUGUCAAGAGGUACCAAGACGUCUUCCAGGGAUACGGCCUGCUACCAGGGACUACACAACUGGAGAUCGACGAGAACAUAGAGCCAGUGAUUCAGAAGCCACGAAGAAUCCCUAUGAGCUAUCGGAAUGAUCUGAAAGAAGAGUUGACACGUUUGGAAAAGAAAGGAAUAAUCGUUAAAGAAGAACAACAUACGGAUUGGGUGAGUAAUAUUCUACUAGUUAAAAAACCAAAAUCUUUUAGAAUUUGCUUAGAUCCAAUACCGUUAAAUAAAGCAUUGCAGAGGCCAAAUUACCAAUUCACAACUCUCGAUGAAGUCCUCCCAGAACUAGGAAAGGCAAAGGUUUUUAGCACAGUCGACACCAAAAAAGGAUUUUGGCAAAUCAAACUCUCUGAAGAAAGCAGUAAGUUAACAACGUUCUGGACACCGUAUGGACGAUAUCGAUGGCUUCGUCUACCUUUCGGAAUUUCUGCGGCUCCGGAAAUCUUUCAGAUGAGAAUCCUUGAGACAAUUCAUGGACUACAAGGUGUCGAGAUAUUGGCAGACGACAUUCUCAUUUAUGGUCAGGGAGAUAAUGUGGAGUUGGCGAUAAAGGAUCACAAUCGUAAUCUGGAAAAUCUCUUACAAAGAUUACGUGAAAAUAACUGCAAAUUGAAUAGAUCGAAGCUAAAUUUGUGUCAGACUUCUGUUAAAUUUUUCGGACAUGUCCUGUCCACAGAGGGUCUGAAACCGGACACUACAAAGGUCGAAGCUAUAAAAAACAUGCCAAACCCUAAGGACAAAAAAGGGGUUGAAAGAUUUGUCGGUUUAGUAAACUAUCUCGGCAGAUAUCUACCUAAUCUAAGCUCCGAGCUACAUCGGCUACGAGAACUAACAAUGCAGCGUACACCUUGGAUUUGGACUGAGGUUGAACAAAAAGAGUUCAAUAAAAUCAAAGAGAUGGUCGCAAAUAUCGUCACACUUAAGUACUUUGAUGUAAACAAACCAGUUACAAUACAGUGCGACAGUAGCAGUCAUGGUCUAGGAGCAAUACUUUUGCAGGACGAUGAAGUAAUCAUGUUUGCAUCCAGAUCUCUAACAAAAGCAGAAAAGAACUACGCUAUGAUUGAAAAGGAGCUGCUAGCAGCUACUUUUGCGUGUACUAGAUUCGACCAAUACAUAGCCGGUAAAUCAGGGACUAUCAUCAAGACGGACCAUAAGCCUCUCGUCAACAUAUCGAAAAAAUCUCGUCUGAAAGCACCUAAGAGGCUCCAACUGAUGUUUAUGUACUUACAACGCUACGAUUUGGAAUUCCAAUUUUUAGAAGGAAAAAAGAACGUCGUAGCCGAUGCUCUUUCUCGUGCACCGGUCAAUACAGAAGAUCAGAAUGUAGAUAGGGUUAGGAACCACGAAGAGAAACUGUUUAAACAAAUAGGGUGUGUCAACGUUAUACAAUGCCUUAACAUUACAGACGAAGUCAUCAACGAGAUUAGAAAGGAAACGAUCAAAGAUGCAUUUGGCGCAAAGAGUUGA